Eleginops maclovinus (Patagonian blennie) is the source of this 2222-nucleotide messenger RNA. RefSeq names its product trafficking from ER to golgi regulator (gene tfg). Gene Ontology annotation, cellular component: endoplasmic reticulum exit site. The record is from RefSeq and is a predicted model, not a curated record. NCBI's taxonomy places the organism in Eukaryota, Metazoa, Chordata, Actinopteri, Perciformes, Eleginopidae. The transcript has 8 exons. The coding region runs from base 202 to 1389 and encodes 395 amino acids. Gene Ontology annotation, molecular function: identical protein binding. Gene Ontology annotation, biological process: COPII vesicle coat assembly; endoplasmic reticulum to Golgi vesicle-mediated transport.
CUGCGCAUGCGCACGAUGAAUGCCACGUACUGGUUGACGUUGACAGUCUUGGAGGCUUGGAGGACACUUCCUGAUGCUGGUACCCGGGUCUAGCUAGGCUAGCUAUAAUAUCUUAAUUUCACGGUUUAGGGAAACCUGUGGAACAGAGCGCGGCCAAGUCGUCUGAUUCAGUGGUGGGAGCAGAAGAGGUCGGACGGCACCAUGAACGGCCAGCUGGACCUAAGUGGGAAGCUGAUCAUCAAAGCCCAGUUGGGCGAUGACAUCAGACGCAUCCCAAUCCAUAACGAAGACAUUACCUACGACGAGCUAGUGCUGAUGAUGCAACGUGUCUUCAGGGGAAAGCUGCAGAGUAACGAUGAGGUUACCAUCAAAUACAAGGAUGAAGAUGAUGACCUCAUCACCAUCUUUGACAGCUCUGACCUCUCCUUCGCCAUCCAGUGCAGUAGAAUACUCAAACUGACUUUGUUUGUGAACGGUCAGCCGCGGCCUUUGGAGUCAAGUCAAGUGAAGUACCUGCGCAGGGAGCUCAUUGAGCUCAGGAAUAAAGUCAACAACCUCCUGGAUAGCCUGGAGCCCCCAACAGAGCCGGGCCUGGCUGCUACAGCUCCCGACAGUGAAUCAGUGGACGGACGUGAAGGCAAGCUGAUGGCAGCAGACCCGUCAGUGAAGCAGGCCACUCCAGUCAGUGCAGCCAGCAUGUCAGCCUUCGACCCGUUAAAAAACCAGGACGAGGUCAGCAAGAAUGUCAUCUCCGCCUUUGGACUGAGUGAGGACCAUGCCCCAGCUCCACCAGCGUCUCUGUCACUAGAGGAGCGUUCAGGAACACCUGACAGCAUCGCCUCCUCCUCAUCUGCAGCUCCUCAGCCAGUGGCACCCCCCCAACCACAGGCUCCCUAUGCCGGAGUACAGCAGGGCCCCCCAGCUGCCAUGGAUGGUCAGAUGUACCAGCAGUACCAGGCUCCAGGUGGAUACCCCCCCCAGCAGCCCGCUGCCCCGCCCCAGCAGCCGCAGCAGCAGUACGGUAUGCAGUACUCUGGAUACAGCACUCAGCCAGGAGCCCCUCAGCCGGGCCCCCCACAGCCCCAGGCCCAGCCCCAGCCCCAGCAGCAGCAGUUUCAGAACUACCCAGCUCCCUCCUCCCAGGCUCCAGCCCCCGGUGCAGCUCCUGCUCCGGGCUUCCAGGGGGGCCAGCAGCAGCCCCAUCCAACUCAGGGGGCCCAGCAAUAUCCCCCAGGAGCCUUCCCUCCCCAAAACUAUACCUCCCAGGCCUCCCAGCCUGCCAACUACAACAUGCCGCCCAGCUCCCAGCCCGCCGCAGGGUUCCAACCCCGCCCAGGAUACACCCCGCCUCCAGGCAACACUGUCACCCCCCCCACCCGGUCCCGGUAACCCAUACGCCCGCAACCGCCCCCCUUACGGCCAGGGCUACACCCAGCCCGGCCCUGGGUACCGGUAAAAGAGGAUAGCGGAUGAUCCUCACACAUGCCCCCCCAAUCCCCUCCCUCUGUGUGGCUCCAACUGUUUCGAGUGGGUGCAGGAAAACGCUGCUCUGCAUCCCCUUCCCUACAAAAAUAUCAAGUCCAAACCUAAAACAAGCAACCCCCCCCCCCACCCAGUCUGAUGGUUAGUGUUCGUAUGCUGUCUCUCCAACACAACACUCUGCCCUGCUGUCUGUUCUCUGUGUUACUUCCCCCCUCCUGCCACCCCCGCCGGCCCUCUCGUAUCUGUCAAUAUGUAAGUAGUCUGUAUGCGCACACACCUGGGAGACCAAAUCAGGCUGUUGCACACCGCUCUGUACAUGGUAAUGCUUCAUUUUGCGAGUGAGAUCAGCGUCCACGCGUGGUGCCGAUGACAGAUAUCUCAACCCGGUCGAGUUUACUAUGUAUAGACGCAUUUAUAUGACACUAUCUAAAUGAAAAGUUACCCUUUUGUGCUUUGUUUUUGCUCUGUUUGUUGUUUUUUCUCUGGAUCUGAUCAACUUCACCACCAUGUCGGUAUUAAUGAUGUGUUAAUGAAACUGCCCCAUGUCAUGUCAUGAAGAAGGCUUCUUUCGUUCAGCCAAUUAUAUAUCAUCUCCAGUAAGGCUUGCUAUUCCUCUUUUUUUCUCUUUAUCUUAUCACUGGUUUUUACUAAUAAAUCAAGUUCCACCCUCGAGUGAGAUUAGUUGUUUAUGUAUAAAAUGUAACAUUUUUUCUUGAACCUAAUAAAUGAUUUGAGACCCA